Molecule: messenger RNA, 2720 nt
Organism: Acipenser ruthenus (sterlet)
Lineage: Eukaryota; Metazoa; Chordata; Actinopteri; Acipenseriformes; Acipenseridae
Product: FILIA-N KH-like domain-containing protein
Exons: 5
Coding region: 177-884 (235 amino acids)
Source: RefSeq, a predicted model, not a curated record
UGGAGCUCUGUGCAGGAUGCAGUGCUGUAGUGAUAUCGACUGAACCUUGGAGCGGAGCAGUGGAUAGCGGGAGCUGCUUAACUGGAGAUUUGUAUAUGCAAGAGAAAGCUGCAAGUGUUAGUCUAUUAAACAAAACAAAAAAUUAGUAGAAAAUAAAAUAAAAAACAAACACAAUAAUGGAUGUUGCCACGGAAAUGACCUAUGCGGUACCUGCAAUGAUAUUCAGCGUCCUAGCCAUUAUUUUGGCAGCUAUAUUUCUAAAAAUGAAAUUAGCCAUUCCCAAAGACCAAGACGCAAACAAAUCCGACGACGCCACAGAUGGUGCAAAGAUUUCUGAGCAACCGGAGGGAGAUGCAAAGGCAGCAGACGGGGAACAAACAAAGACGAGCAAGGAUGCAGAACCCGCAGAGAUAAAGAAGGGGGAAGAUGUUAAUGUGAAGGAAAAGAACGAGGCAAGUGCUGCAGCGACAGAGAGCAGAGACUCGGAGGACGUGAAGGGGAAAGCCGGGGGUGCUGCUGGGGGAGAUAAGCUAGUUGUGGAGGAAAUCGGAGCAGAGGAUGGGGGGAAUCUGAAAACAGACGUGGGCAAAGUUGGCGAGUCUGAGGAGCAGGGUCACCCCCGUCAAGAAGACAAUGCCACAGUCAACCGUGAGGAACGAGAGAGUGAGGCAGAGACUGGGGGGUCAGUGCAGGCUUCUCCAGAGCCGGUGGAUGGUGAUGACCAUGAUGAGGACGAGGACGAGGACGACGAUGACGAAUACAAAGUGAACCUGAAGUACAGCCUGGGGAAGAUGAGAGCCAGUCAGUAUGAGACCAUAAUGACCAGAGAGGAGCAGGAGCAGGAGCAGAGGGUAGAAUUCACAUCUGAUUUUACUUCUCUUUAAUCAACCAGGACAGCCACUGUUUUAGAAACCCAUUGAGCCGAAGUAAAGACUUAAAGCCCCCCACCCCCAUCCCCUACGCCCUUUUUUUGUUGAGACGAGGCCUCUUCAGGACAUCUUGAAGACUUCUCUCCGCACAGCUUGGCAUUCACUGUUGCUGGCAAUGCCACCUCGCUCCACAGAAGUGAAAGGCUGCUGGACCAUCUCACAGCGCAAUAUCAAAUCUGCCUGAUAUUUACAACAAAUCUCACUUUUUUUCACAUUGUAAAAGACUAGAUGUUUCCACAUACUAGUCACAUCAACACCCGUAUCUCUCUUUUUUUUCCAUUUAUUUAAUCUAGUCGUCUGCAUGCCUGACUCUGAAAGCAUUUGUUCCACCAUGUAUUCGCGUAUUAAAAUCUUUAGGAUUACAUUUUCCUCUCUGAAUGUAUUUCUGUUUGUUUUUUUCCAGGGAGGCUGACCAUUUAGAGUGAAAUUUGAACACAUUAUUUUGGAACAGAUAGAGAUCUAGAUACAGCUGUGCCUAGGCGUGUGUGUGUAUGUAUGUUUGUAUGAUUUAUUUCUUUCUUUUCAGCUAAAGUAUUUAUUAGUGUUGGUCAAGGGAAUACACAGGCACCCUGAAUUUUUGUUUGUUCUAUGAGUCUCAGAUGUGCAGUUUUGAAAGAAACACAUGCUAUUGUAAACAUAUACAUUUUUAAUUUUAAAACAUAAUGGGCCAUAGUUUCAAAGGGCUUCUUCCAGUCUAACUCCUAAAACAUCUGUACAUUUUACAAAACUAGAACCAAACAACUGAGUUGCAAGACUGCACACUGUGACCGUGUAAAACACGUAAUAUUUAAGUAAUUGCCACAAGUACACAAUAACUUUAGUUGUCAGGGUUGGUAGGAAUGUGGUUUGACGAACAAUAAUAGUGCUUUACUUUUUGAUUUUCAUGAUAAUUUUGUGCUUGAAAUAGCAGCCUGUUUGACAAAGCUCUUGGGCAUCAAGUGAAAGAUAAGAUCUCAUUGUGAGGGUGUGAAUGAGCAGGAAUAUCACACGGGUAGCUGUGGGAUAGAAAAGGGUUCUGGGUGAAUACAGGUUGAGUUUAUAUUCUUGUUGGAUAAAUGUUAUUAUUAGUCUGCUUAACUGACUCCCAAAUAUAUUAUUUUGGUUUAUGGUAUAGUAACUGUGGUCAUCUGAAUAUAUGCAAUAAACAAAAACUAUAUAUUUAAGAAUGAAAAGCCAUAAUGCAAAUGGUAGGGUCAUAUGGGUAUAGUUCAUAGUAUGUGCUAUACUGUACUACCUGAAUUAUGACAGCCUUAAGUACCAAGAAAUCUAAUGUUUAUUCCAGUUUAACGCUCGUGUGUCUACAUUUCCUUCAGGUAUUUUAAGGUUAUGUCCUGAACAUUUAGUGACUGGGUCUUUUUUUUAUUGUCAGUCAUUUUUGUUUUGCCAUUUUCCUACAGAUCAACACCCUUUUCUAUAGAUUUCUUACAUUUCCAACAGAUCUGUAAAACUAGCAAUACAUUUCUUACAUUUUCUGUAGAUUCCUAUAAACAUCUAUUGAUUUUGAUAGGAUUGAUUUUCAGUAAGGCCAGAACCACAAUGCCCCAAUGAAAUAGAUUUGGUUCAGAUUCUAAUCAGUGCUUAGAACAAUCACUAUUCAGAACAGGGUUCACAUUAGGGUACUAUACAUAUAUAGCUCUGUACUAUAGUUGGGCUUAAUUGUACCACAUUGUAGCACCACAGUGUGUACACACAGAAUUGUAACUGCAAUGUAUCCUGAUUUUAUCGCACUAUAUCCUGUAAUUGUCUAUGUAUAAAUAUGCUUUGUGUCACUGAAUAAAUGCCUUUCUGGUU